AUGGAGGGUGUGUUCUUCAACGUCGACAACGGUUUCAUCGAGGGUGUCGUUAGAGGCUACAGAAACGGACUGCUAACGGGCAACCAGUACAUCAAUUUAACGCAGUGUGAUACCUUGGAAGAUCUCAAGUUGCAACUUUCUGCGACCGACUACGGCAAUUUCUUGUCUUCGGUUGCGUCGGAUGCUCUUACAACGUCCAUAAUUCAAGAAAAGGCGUCCUCUAAGCUGUACCAGGAGUUCCAGUAUAUACGGGACCAGACCAGCUCCAAGACAAGAAAAUUUCUCGACUAUAUUACCUAUGGCUAUAUGAUCGACAACGUCGCACUUAUGAUCACUGGUACCAUCCAUGACCGUGACAAGGCGGAAAUUUUGCCCCGUUGUCAUCCACUGGGUUGGUUUGAUACUUUGCCCACGUUGACCGUAGCCACGGAUCUAGAAUCGCUUUACGAAACUGUGCUCAUUGACACACCGCUAGCACCAUACUUCAGAGACUGUUUUGACGCAGCCGAUGAACUGGACGACCUCAACAUCGAAAUCGUUAGAAAUAAGCUGUACAAGGCUUACCUUUCGGAUUUCUACGAAUUUGUGUCCACUGAAAUUGACCAGCCCGCUCGUGAGGUCAUGCAAGCUUUGUUGAGCUUUGAAGCUGAUAGAAGAGCUAUCAACAUUUCCUUGAACUCCUUGCAGAGCGGCGAUUUGAUCACCGCUGAUGUGAAACGCGAUUUAUUACCAGACUUCGGUAAACUGUACCCUAUUGGCUCUCAGCAGCUAGCAACCACUGGUUCUGACUUCGAGUCCGUCAGGGCAAUUGUGGACAGCGUUUAUGAGUACCGCGGAAUUUUCGAAUCCGGAAAUCUGGAAGAUCAUUUCUACAGGAUGGAGAUGGACCUAUGCCUCGACGCUUUUACUCAACAAUUCACUGUCAGUACCAUCUGGGCCUGGAUGAAAUCGAAGGAGCAGGAAAUCAGAAACAUUACCUGGAUUGCAGAGUGUAUUGCGCAGAGCCAGAGAGAAAAGAUUACCAAUUAUAUCUCGGUGUAUUGA
This is a messenger RNA of Lachancea sp. 'fantastica', 1044 nucleotides long. The record is from the annotation of a GenBank genome assembly. NCBI's taxonomy places the organism in Eukaryota, Fungi, Ascomycota, Saccharomycetes, Saccharomycetales, Saccharomycetaceae.